Molecule: messenger RNA, 5269 nt
Organism: Camponotus floridanus (Florida carpenter ant)
Lineage: Eukaryota; Metazoa; Arthropoda; Insecta; Hymenoptera; Formicidae
Gene: Acf
Product: bromodomain adjacent to zinc finger domain protein 1A
Exons: 14
Coding region: 464-4846 (1460 amino acids)
Biological process (GO): chromatin remodeling
Molecular function (GO): protein binding
Source: RefSeq, a predicted model, not a curated record
GCGUAUCUACUGUGGAGGGGUGACAGGUGUGAGGACCGUACGUACGUAGCGUUGUGUGUAUAUGUCUCGUGUGUGUGGUGGCUUGUGACAUUACGCGCUUUCCCGCGAUAUCAUCCUAUUGUCAAUUUACGCGGAAUGACGGAGAGUCGCCGAUCGGCGACGUCGCCGAGAUUCGCCGCUUGACGUCGGCGAAAUCCCCCCCUGGGUCGAGCGUGCGCGCGAGGGCGCGCGCGCGCACGUUGAUUGGCACGAGACGAGCGUACUAUUCCACACUGAUAUAUAUACCGCGUGUGCUACUUGGCGCGCGUCUCAUUCCACGGUGUGCCGUUUGUAUCUUGUUCCGCGAUCGGAUUUCAUUCGGCUGCGACCGAGCUCCUCGCAGGGAAAUCAUCGUCGUUAUCGUUAUUGUCAUCGUCGUCGUCGUCGUCGUCGUCGCCGCCGCCGUGCGUCAGGAGUCAUCGCGAUGCCUCUUCUACGCAAACAGCCGUUCCAGCGUCUCUACGUCUCGUCCGACUUUAGGGACGACGACGAGGUGUACCAUUGCGAGGUUACCAAUGAGAUAUUCAAGAACUACAAUGAAUUUUGCGAGCGAAUUAUUUUGUGCAACUCGCUUAUAUGGUCAUGCAGUAUCACAGGCAGAACCAAUAUGACAUUUGAAGAAGCUUUACAAUGCGAAGAAAAUGCAAAGAAGAGCUUGAAAGAAUUUCCAAUGGAGUUACGAAUCCCUAUAUUAUACCUUGCUAGUAAAACGAAUAGAUCUUCUUUUAAUGAAAUGGUUGAAGAUGUUUUCCAAUUUGCGAGAGAUCGUUAUUUUGUGGGAGAAAUGGUAGAGGCUAGCUUUACUGAAGAAUCUUGGUGUGAUUGUCAUGUUCUUCAAGUUAUUGUACCUACAGAGCAGCAAAUUAAGGCAUACAUGAAUGAAAAUGGCAGGAAUCUACAAGAGCAAUAUUAUCAUCCACCAGCAAAAUUAUUUCGUUAUGAGGUAGAACAAUUAGAUUCUGGAGAUUCUGAUGUCAGCCAACUCAUGAUAGUAGAAGCAUCUCAAGUCAGAAGACAAAAACAACAUUAUAGCAGAGAACGUAAUAAAAUAUUCCUUCGGCAACUCUGUGAACAAAAUGAUAGUGGUAUAUGGAUUGUCAAGGAAAGUGUCUUGGAGAAAUAUGGAAUUAACAAAGUACGUUUUGAUACUAUUUUUGCUGGCACACUUCCAGAUUUUACAGUACGUGUAAAAAAGUCUGUCAAACAGAAACAAGAAUCUAUAGAUAAAUUUCUCACUUCAAAUAUAUCAAAACAAAAAACAUUCGAAAAAUCGGAUCCAUUGAAAAAAGUUAAUGACAGUAGAAAAACGAAUGACACGGGGGCAAUGAAGAAACAUCGAAAACCAAGAACAAAUGGCAAAUUUAAAGAAGAACUUAAAGCAAAAGCUUUGGAAGAGAAAGCAAAACGUAAAGCAGAAAGAGCAUUGAACAGUGAGCACAAGAAGGAAAAAAAACAAAAGUUAGCAGCUUUGGCUGCAUACAUGAAGCAGUGGAAUAAACCGAGAGAAGAUCUCGAAUGCGAAGAUCUUUGUCCCAUUCCUGAACCUACUGUUAUUAAAUGCAACAUCCCAAACGAAAAAUUUGGAGACUUUGUUAUGAUAUCAGAAUUUCUUGAAUUUUUCAAUGAAGAAUUAGACGUAUCGGUAUAUUUUCCAGGAGGUUUCAAUCUCGAAUUGUUGGAAAAAAUAUUAUUGACCAAAGAAGCAUCUGGUCCUUGGAGUGACCUGUUACAACUGUUAUUAUCAAAUAUAUUUAAAUAUCAAACAGGAGAAGAUAAUGAAAUUGAUGCUCAAGCAUCAUCUACCUUGUUGGAUGGUAUUAGUCCUUAUGAAGGUGCAUCAUCGAUGGCAAAAGCAGUAAAACUUGCUACUAUAGCUUCUAGAUGGUGUACAACUUAUCAGGGAUGCAAACUAUCAGAACUUACAUUAGACCACAUAACUUUGAGUGAAAUUUUGAGACAACAUUUAUUAAGUUCUGGAGGACGCAUAAGCGAAGCAGCUUCUAAGUGGCGAUAUUCUCAAAAGGGUGGCUAUACAAAUUUUGACGAACCAGCGCUCCUUUUGAGAAUAAAUGAUGGUUAUCUUUUGCGAUUAUUAGGUCAUCGAAAUGUAUGCGAACUUGAUUUAGAUGACAAAAUAAAAAUCGUUACAUGUCUGAUCAAUCAGUUGCUUACUUUUGCAUCAAUACGUGAUGCAAUCGAAGAGCGAUAUGAUAAAUUACAUCAAGCAAAAAAAGAGUUAAAGUUGUUCUUGCUUGCUGAACAAAAGAAAGAAAAAGAAGAAAAAGAAAAGAUGCGGGAACGCGAGAAAGAAGGAAAAGUUGAAGAAGACGAACCAAAAUUGAAAAAGAUUACGCGUGGCAAUUAUGAAGAAGAAAAGAAAAAAGAAGAAUAUGAAAACAAACUUAAAGAAUUGCAGCAAGCAUCAAGGGAUGACAAGAUGAUGCUUUACCUAGGCUCAGAUAGAGCUCAUCGAAGAUAUUGGAGAUUUAUAUCUGUACCAGGAUUAUUUGUAGAAAAUGAUGAACGCUGGCCUGGAAGUUGUCUUUCUGAGGGCACUCCACACCACCCAGAAUUGCAAGAUAAGGAGGCUACGUACGCAUAUCUAAGAAAUAAAUUUGAGGAUGAAUUUAGUGACAAAGAGAACAGUUUCAAAAAAUCAAAGAAGUCACCGAAGAAAAUUCUGUCUUCGGAUAAAAACGGAGUCAAAUCGCCACGCAAGGAAACAAAUUCUCGAAAGGAAUAUAAGCAAGAUCUCAUUAAUAUUAAAAAGAACUUAGUACUAUGUACAGGAGAUAAAGAUUGUCCUGUUCAUUGCAAAAGAUCACUGAUUACCUGGAGCUUUUAUGGAAAUGCAGAAGAUAUACAAGCACUAAUAGAUAAUUUGAGUACAAGGGGGAUCAGAGAGAGCGAGCUUAGAAAUAAUCUUUUGCAAGAGAUGGACAAUUUGCUUCUUGUUAUCAAUGAUUGUCCUAAAUACAGAUUAAAUCCUGAUGUUUUUUCAGAUUCCAAUAAAGGUCAGACCAAUAAGAUGAAUAAAAAGAAUAAAUACGAGAACGCGAAUUUGAAUUUUCCUUCAGAUGUGGCGGUCGACGAAGUAAUGGAAAUGACGCUGAGAGAUCAUAUUUUAGAUUUUGAAGACAAAAUCAAUGCAGGUUGUUUGGGAUCUCUUAAGAUUAUCGAUCGCACAGUCUGGAGAAACGCGAUCAAUAAAAGAAGUUAUGACAAACAAUGUGAUAAACUGAUGUGUGCGGGUAGUGAGAUAGACAUAGAUAUACCACCCUCUAAUACAUUGAUAGAUAAGAUAAAGAACGAAUCUAAACAUAGUAGACCCGGUACUCCCGAUUCCGAAGUCGGAAGUAUUAAUAUAAAGACUUAUAUAGAUCCAGGAAUGUACUUAGGUUUACCCAGUGAAGAUGAAAUGUCUAUCGAUCAAAAACAACAGGCGGCUAUCAAGCAGAUGGCUUGUGCUAUUUUACAAUUGUCUCACGCUAUAGAACAAAGAUACUUGCAGAGACCGCUCGGACCCGAUCAGAAGGAUAAGAAAUGGUCAGGUGAAGAGGCUCGAGAGAGAUGGGAACAAUCAUUGAUAGCGUCGACCAAUUGGUCUCAGUUAUUCGUUCAUUUGAGUACUUUGCAUAAUAGCGUCGCGUGGCACAGAAGCGCAUUGAAUGCUCAAUGUCGCAUAUGUCGAAGACGUAGAGACGCGGAGAACAUGUUGCUUUGUGAUGGAUGCAACAGGGGACAUCAUCUCUAUUGUCUAAAGCCAAAACUUAAUGCUGUACCGGCAGGAGAUUGGUUUUGCACAGCGUGUAGACCACCGGAGAUAAAACUCAAGGAAAAAGCUCAAAAACGGAAAAGAUUCGAGGAUGAAAUUGAGGAUGAAGUAAUACUGACCAAAGAGACGCGACACAAUCGGGCGAAGCGCAUACCUCAAAGCGAUGAUGAAAAUGAUCAAGAAGACGAUGAAGAUGAUGAAGAUAGUGAGGAAGAUAUAAAUAUGCGCCUAGAAAACUUAUGCGCAUUGUGUAAAAGUGGUGGAAAGGUGAUCUCCUGUGACACAUGUCCAAACUAUUAUCAUUUAGAAUGUGUAGAACCGCCGUUAUCGAGAGCUCCUAGAGGAAGAUGGUCUUGUUCUAAAUGCAAGCCUAGAAGAAGGAAUGUAACAAAAGUGAGGGGGCGUGAAAGGGAAAGAGACAAGGAGAGGCUGUGCGCAGCAGCAGCACGCUCUCGCAUCCAUGGCUUUGCCAAGAGCCUCCUCACUACAGAAUCCACAGACUGGGAUGAUAGCAGCGCAUCAGAUGAUACCGAACCAAGACAAACACGACGUGCGACAAAAAGGGCUGCCGAAAUUGAACACGAGGAAGAUAAAAAUUCGAUCAAGGGAUCUAUGGCUAAACUGCAAGAAUUAUUGACCGAUAUUAGGCAUCAUAGAGAUUCAUGGCCGUUUUUGUCGCCCGUCACAAAGGAUGAGGUCCCAGAUUAUCACGAUAUCAUUUCUAAUCCGAUGGACUUUGGAACAAUCAAAUACAAACUCGGUAACGGCGAUUACGAAACGCUAGAUAAAUUCUUUAGCGAUUGCCAGCUGAUUUUUGAAAACUGCAGAUUGUACAACAAGGAACAUAGUUCUGUUUACAAUGCAGGUAUGCGAUUACGCAAGUACUUUGAGAAGCGCUGCAAGGAAUUAAGUUUGAAUUUCAAUGAACUUUCCCAAGAAUCCAAAGUUAAGAGAGCAAGAUUUGACGAAGAUAAUGAAGAAAAUUGCACAUCGGAUAGCGAGGACGAAAGCGAAGCACAGAAGAGAAGAUAGAAUAAAAAAGAUAUAUAUAUACUUUAGCAUAGAGUGCAUACUCGUGAGAUUAAAAAGUCUGGUGCCGCUCAAGAAGUUUAUAUAUAUUUUGAACUUAACAUAUGGACUUACAUACCGAUAAUCGAUCACGAGCGGUAUACAGACUCAGUAUGUAGCUCAAAAUAUUUUAUAAAUUAAAUACUUUUUUUCACAGUGAGAAAUGAGAAAUUAUAUUGAUAAUAACUCAUGGAAUAGUACAACUGAAUGAAAAUUACUUUGCAAAAUCGAUGGUAUUAUAUAUACUAUAAUAGUAUACAAUGAUAAAGAUCUUUUUUUCUUCUCUAAAGUCGGUUUUUUCGAGGCUUUUUAUAAUAAAGAUGUAUGCAGUAUUAUUUGCAAAAGUGCAUAUGCAUAAUAGCACUACAUAUAAUUUUAGAUGCAUUG